CAGAGGAGUCGAGUUUGUGAAGAUUCUGUGUGUAUUUUGCACUUAUAUGGGAUAGAAGAGUGGUUGGAUUUAUGAGAGAAGCAUGGCAGAGCCGCGGAUUAUCCAUCCGGUGCCAAUGGGGCCAGCGGGCCCGAAGAAAAAAAUGGAGAAAGUCCCCAAAACACUCCGAUUCGAGUUGACAAUACAGGAAUCCACGAACCUCUCGUGCUCGGAAUACUCCUGGCUAGAACUGCUGAAAAAAGCCGCGGAUAAUGAUGAAGAUAAGCUCAAGGAAUGCAUGGACCCUUUUGCUCUGCAAGAUCUUGAGGAACAGAAAAAACUUGAGAAUAUCGCCAGGUCCUUUGAAAGUCGAUAUGGGAAUAAAAUUUCCAAAAAGAAACGACAAGUCCAAAUCGAAGACUUCGUGGACCUGGAAGAUGGGUACGACGACACAGAUCCCUUUGUGGAUAAUUCUGAGGCAUAUGAUGAGCUUGUCCCAGCUACGCUGACCACUAAGCUUGGUGGAUUUUACAUCAAUACCGGAGUACUGGAUUUCCGGGAAGUCACUGGCGAUUCGGAUGGAGAGUUCCAGAGUCCGAAGAAAAAGAGGAAGAAGAAAAGGGUAAUUGCAUCUGAAUCUGAUUCUGAUAUAUCUGCAGCCAGUUCUAUUACCAAGAAAAAGAAACUAUUACUUAAGAAAAAACGGACUGAUGGUGAAGUCAUUAAGAAGAAACGGAAGAAGUUAGUGUUGAGUUCUGGUGAUGAAAAGCCAUUUGUGAAAAAGAAGAAGAUCUUGAAAGCAAAAGACAUGUCAGCCAAGAAGAACGGGCUGAAUGUUGCAGACCUCAUAAAGCAGCAGGUGGCCACACCAACUGAGAAGAAAGUGAUCACUAUCAACGGUGACAAUGCUACCACGGGCAUCAACAAGGGCAAUGACUCCAUAAACUCGACAAUAGAUGCCGUGAUCAGUCGGGCUGUAAUGGAAUCGCCUAUCGGCGAGGGGCGGGCUACACCAACGUCCACACCCACUCUGGCGCUUAAUCCGGAAAAUGCGCCAAACCCGUCGUCCGUUGUCACACCAAAUCCAGAAAGCGCACCGCCACUGCCGUCAGGAAUACCGGUGCCCCUGGAGAUGAUCAUACAUAACAUCAAGGAGUCGGCGCGAGCGUCUGCGACAACGAAAAAUAAAUUCUUUAAUUCGGCAGUCAACAGGAUGUUAUUAGUGAUAGAAAAAGAAUCACGCCAAUUGGUGUGUUCACAACGUUCAGGGAUCUACAACCACCUGGCAGCAUUUUUACCGUGCAGCAAAGACACUUUGUUAAAACGCGCCAAAAAACUCAGGUUAAACGAACAAGAUAAUAAAGUCAGGGAUCCGAUAAACAGGCUUAAAGAAGCCGUCAAUAAAGUGAUGCCAGAAUAUAUCGAGCAAUACACUCAGGAACGUAAAGCUGCUGCUCUAGCUAAAAAUUGUGAGAAAGGGGAAGGAAAAGAGGAAGGCGGUUCGUCCGACUCUGAUGAUGACAAUACAAAAGAGGGGAAAAAGAAAACAGCCGGUCCUCGCAAACACUUCAUAUGGACGGACAAUAUCCGUGAGCUGCUCUGUGAUGUCAUCCGAGUAAAAAUGAUGAGCUACGAGAUGUCAAAGAUGCGCACACAAUCGGCGGAGGAAUAUCUGAAGACUUUCCUGGGCACUGAGAUCAAACCGAUGUGGCCGAAAGGCUGGAUGCAGACGAGGAUGCUGUACAAAGAAAGUAAAUCUACUCAUGCUCAAUGGACUGUAAAUGCACAAAAGCCAAAGAAGAACAUGAUAAUAUCAGGCAAGAUUACGACGUCCGCCAGUAAUUCACCUACUCCUACGACUAAUACUUCAGUCGUUGCAGCUGGUGGUCAAAAACAGCCAACGAAAUCGCAGAAAACUACAGACAAUGGUCUAAAUAGUCUGAUGACGCUUUUAGAUUAUGCGGAGGUCGAACACGAAACUGGACAGAAAAUGGAGGAAACUGAUACCGCAGACGUUCUGUCGUCAUUCCUGGACAGUGAGGCAGCUAGUGAGAUGUUGAUGUGUAUUUCGGAUAGCCAUGUUCCAUUGACGGACAUUGAAGAAAAGGGGUCACAAAGUUCAGCUAGUGCAAAACAACCCAAAACAAUCGGUUCAAAUAGCCAAAGUACUAGUAAUAGCUUCUACGCCCAGUUCCAAAAGUUCACGGGAACAUACAAAGGAACUGAGGAAGCGCCGAAACCUCCAAGUGUUAAGACUGAACCUAAAAAGGUGGUUACGCCUGUUCAUGCUGGUCAAGGAAGAGACUUGAAAAUGCAGGAUGGACUAAUGGGGCAUAAAGCCAGUAGUGUUACCUCAGGGCAGACCAGCCUUGGUCGCGCUUUACCGCAUUCUAGUGGAAUUGGCCUAGAUCUAGAGCAGCUGUCUCCACCCCGUGCCCACUACCAAAGUCAUAGUGUACCAAGUACAAAGACACUCCAGCGUAGUCUAAGUACGGAAUCUAACACUAUUUUAGGGAAGAAAUCGCCUCAUAAUGUCUCACUUGGCUUGGGGAAUAAACCAAAACUCCCUGGCCAUGAUAGUUCUGUCAGAAAUUCUGGUGCUUCUAAUAUUCGACGUCAAACUAUUGAGCCGGUAAAACCAACUGCGACAAGCCCAUUAGGACUCUUUCCUGCUUCACCUCUGUCCGAGGUGCCUAAAGACAAUGUUGUAUCUUUAGCAGCGAUGUAUGCCAACGCACAAGCGAUGGCCUCCUUGGCCGGGAUGAACUCGCACCUCGCUGGCAUGGGCAGCCAUGCCAUGCAGCAACAAAAACCGCUACAUAAUAUCAUGGACUUCAAGUUACCGCAGAGCACAUCGGACUACGCGAGCAAGUCAUCUGAACACCUUCACCAGGACAGUAUUGGACUCUCUAAACAGCAUCAGCAGUUCUUACAUCAGGUGACAAGCCUAGCGCCAUCGCCAGCGCAUUUAAACAGCUCAGGAAGCUCCUCGCUGUCGUCUAAACCGACCAGUAGCUCCAUCUGGGGGUUGGGUACGCCCUCGCAGCCGCUAUACAGCACGCCAUCCUCAAGGUCAGGUUAUAAUAUUCCAUUAUCGAGGAUCUCGCCGACCAAUUCGAUCUCGACAGGGAUGCCUGCUGGUUACAAGAGCAUUAGCCUGCUCGCUGAGCAGCAGAAGGAUAGCUCCCUCAUCCAUCAGGGAUUGCAGAUUUCUAGAGCGAGUACAGAUCCAAUGCGAGGUGCCGGUAGCAGUUACACACACCACAGCCCUGGAAGCAGCAACCACAGUCCGCUUGGACCGGGUUCAGCCAGCCCUCACGGACACAGCCCAAAAGGCUUGUACCCUCCUCUAGCUCACAAUACUAGCCCUAGGCUCGCAAUGCCUACUUCACCCUUUACGGGCCAGUACCCGACAGACAAGAAGCAACCAAAGGGCAUGUUUUUAGAUAAGAGCCGUUCUCCACAUGGAUACUAGGAGCCUUGGUCUCGAAUCUACCCUUCAAGAGACAGACUACAGUAUUAAAGUGUAAAAUGAAGAUGGAUUGUUACGAGUGAUAGUGGUGACUGUUUGCAAGAAACAAGACCUUUUCGAAAUAGACUUCACUGAUUGACUGAAUUUAGGUUCUGAUGCAGUCUGUACACUGUGUCACCAAAAGGUUUCACUUAAGUUGUUUAUCUUGUCGAUUGCUCCACAAGUCAGAUGGUACCACUGAGGAAUACAUCUAAUACUAAUGAUGUUAGUUACCACAAUUGUCAAUCCAGGUUAAUUUCUGAUGUAUAUAGAUAGCUAAAUCACUGCCAGUCACCUUGACUUUGAUGUCUCUCACCAAGCAAUAGAGUAUAUUUGUAUAUUUCUUGCUGAGAGAUGAUUUGUGAUGAUGAUGACCAGAUGUUUUUCCAAAACAAAUGUGGAUAAUAACUAACAGUAAUUGCAAUACAUUCACAGGACACGUAAGGUAUUUAACAAAUCACACCACAUUUCAUCUGUGACUUUCAUUAAAAUGUGCUUGGUUUGGAAGAGUGAUUACAGCCUUAGCCAGUUGAUGGACAACUUAAUACUUUUGUUUUCGUCCAGAAUAUUUGACAGUGGAAAGAAUCGAAAAAUUGCCAAAGAAAACCUGGGGACAUUAGUGCACAUCCUGUCUUACAGCUAGGAUUUUACACCAAUUCAUAUUUGGCCAGUUGUACUGAGAGCGUAGUGAGGUCAGACUUGGGGAUCACGAUGGUUAGUUCUGAGCUGUGGGAGUUGGGGAUACUAUAACUUAUGUAAUAGAAUUCAGGAAAGUCAUGGUCUCUCUACUAGACAUCUAGUGUGUUGUUUGUACUUGCUUUUCUUUUGAACAUUGAUAUUUGCAUGCACCCUUUGUGUGGACGUUUUACCCCCAAAAAGUAGGCCUACAUUCUAUUCCCUGAUCAUGUUAUAAUUGGAUGUAUUAGUUACUUGUGGAUCAUCCUCAAAUUGUGUAUAUAAUGAACUUAUUUUGUAUUCAAUAUCAAUUAUUUCAAUAAAAACA
Molecule: messenger RNA, 4493 nt
Organism: Lineus longissimus
Lineage: Eukaryota; Metazoa; Nemertea; Pilidiophora; Heteronemertea; Lineidae
Product: ubinuclein-2-like
Exons: 15
Coding region: 83-3454 (1123 amino acids)
Biological process (GO): chromatin organization
Cellular component (GO): nucleus
Source: RefSeq, a predicted model, not a curated record